UUUUGUCUUCGAGCAUCGACGUUAGCUGGCGACGAAAAGAUAAGUUUCAGUCUGAGCUUUGGUUGACCCAAUUUUGGUACUAAUACACACAAUAAUCUCAUUAAAUUCAAUAUGAAUAAUUGGAAAUAGGGCAUAGUCUUAGGCACGAUGCCAGACAGAAGAUUGGGCAAACAAAAACAAUUGUGCCCGACAUUUGUAUUUUUAGCUAUAGAUUGAUGGCAGCAGAUUGCUGCGUACUUUCCAACUGUAUCAAUACUGACAUAGACGCAGUUUUGGCCAUCGAGCCAUCACUGAUGAACAUGAAAUGUCAGAUAUUUGCGUUGAUGUUAACUAGACUAGGCCGAACAUCCGAAUUGCCAAAGGAAGUCAUUCCCAAACUGCUGUGCAAACUGCGCAAAAUUGGAGCAAGUGCUUCGUAUUGUAUCGAACUCGACUAUAAAAGAUCUAGUCUUGAGGGAACAGAUUAUCAUUCUCCAUCACAAGCAAUCAAGAUGAUGAAGACAACUGCAAUCUUUGGCUGUGUGCUCAUAGCCGCCUUGUGCAUAGCAAAUCUGCCAUUCGGGGCAGCCGUCACCUGUGCGGUUGAUCCCACAGAUCCGGCCUGCAUCGACUGCACUGUGGACCUAACCAAUAUCCAGUGCGUGUUGGCAACAACUACAGUGGCACCCGAGGUCACCACAGUGCCUGGCGGAGUGACAACAGUAGCUCCUGGUGCUGGCGUCACAACCGCUGCUCCGGGUACAAGCGACACAACAACGGCCAGUACGGGCACGAAAAAGAAGACGAUCCGCAAGUACAAGCGGAAGGUCAAGGGAGGCAAGACAACAAUUAAGCGUAGCCGCAAGACAAGGCGCACCAGGAACAACAGCACAAAAUUCCACUAAGUUCGAACGAAGCAACAAAGACAAAGACCCCCUCUACACACCCACACAUUUAGUUAUUAAUUGUUAAAUAAAUAUAUAGAAUUAUGUCAGCUGAAUAUCGAUGUGCUUUUCGCUUCUAAAUCCUUCACAGAUGUCUCUCAGCUGGAGUUGGCGAGUGGAGCAGUACCAUGGAGCAAUAAUCCCACCCAUUAGGAGCCCGACUGUACCAUUGAUUAUCUAUACCAACAAUAAUUCGAACUGAACUAGUUCUCGCGGCGGUUGGAGUCGCCCUCGCUGAUGCUGUUGGACGCGUCCGCAUUGGUGCCGUUGGAGUCAGACC
Drosophila guanche is the source of this 1203-nucleotide messenger RNA. RefSeq lists its product as uncharacterized. Lineage: Eukaryota; Metazoa; Arthropoda; Insecta; Diptera; Drosophilidae. Bases 216 to 884 code for a protein of 222 amino acids. The record is from RefSeq and is a predicted model, not a curated record. The transcript is spliced from 2 exons.